This is a messenger RNA of Saccostrea cuccullata (small rock oyster), 1926 nucleotides long. RefSeq names its product zinc metalloproteinase nas-13-like. Bases 42 to 1427 code for a protein of 461 amino acids. NCBI's taxonomy places the organism in Eukaryota, Metazoa, Mollusca, Bivalvia, Ostreida, Ostreidae. Gene Ontology annotation, molecular function: zinc ion binding; metalloendopeptidase activity. The transcript has 13 exons. Gene Ontology annotation, biological process: proteolysis. The record is from RefSeq and is a predicted model, not a curated record.
CAGAACUACAAUUUAACCUUAAAGUCCUCAGAUCAACUACAAUGAAGUUUCUGGGAAUCUUUAUAGCAACUUGUUUAUUCCUUAUGGCUGAUGCCAUGGAGGAAAAGUCGAUUGACGAACUAAUGAUGGAUUCCUGCAAUGACAGUUUGAGUUUUGAUCUAAUGUCCAGUGGAUCAGCUGAGAACCUCUUCUCCAACGAGAACCCAAUCGUCAGAGUAGAAUACGAUAUAUUGAUGACAUUAGACGAUUAUAUCCAGCAAAAUAAAGAAAGAAUGGCACAAGAUAAAAUGGGAAGUAGAAAGAAGAGGAAGGCGGCGCGAGACGAACGGAGAAGAUGGACAAAUAAAAUAGUUCCUUAUGAAAUUGCACCAAACACAUUUUCUCAGGCGGAACUGGAUCAGAUUAACCUCGCUAUCGGGGACUGGAACCGAGAGACGUGUGUCGUUUUCCGACCGAGAAGAGAGGAAUCCCGAGCCGUCAGAUUCCAGAAUGGCGAUGGGUGUUCGUCUUUUGUGGGGAUGGCUGGGAAUGUUCAGCCGAUCAGCUUGGCCAGGGGAUGUCGUAUAAGGAGGAUUGUGAUCCACGAAAUUGGACACGCUGUUGGAUUCCAACACGAACAAUCCAGAUCGGACCGGGACGGGUUUGUCCGGAUCAUCGAGGCAAAUAUUCCUCAGGCGGUACUCUUCAACUUCGAAAGUCUUCCCACGAACCAAGUUAAUAAUUUUGGAGUACCUUAUGAUUACAGAAGCGUGAUGCACUACGGAGCCAGGGCUUUUUCAACUAACGGUGGAAUAACAGUACGGACACUAGACUCCAGUUUCCAAGAUAUCAUCGGUAGAGCACCCGGACUCAGCUUCAGAGACAUCAAGCUUGCCAAUUUAAUGUAUAACUGUGCAGAGAACUGCCCUGCCAAGAGUUGUCCGGGAGAAGGUUUUGUCGGCAAGGAUUGUUCCUGUAAAUGUCCCACCAACAACCCCAGCAGCCCGGUCCAGAACUGUGAGGGCACCGCCCUGGUCACCACCACCUCCGUCCCCACGAUCAGGACGAUCAGUCCGACCACCACCCCCAGAGUAGGCUGUAGGGAUCAACACCGUUACUGUCGCUUCUGGGCCAGUACGGGAGAAUGUACCAGUAGAAGGGGUAGUGGGUUCAUGGCGUUAUACUGUAAAAAUGCGUGCGGCUUGUGUAAUGUCGAGAAUACUUGCCAGGACUUUGGACGGUCGUGUGAUUUUUGGGCACGUAUGGGUUACUGCCAGAUGACCUUUGUGUCUUACAUGUCGAGAAACUGUAGAGCCACCUGUAAUUUCUGCAGAGCUGGAGAAUUGCUCAAUCCCGAUGGAACACCUCUAAACAGCAAAGCGUCAAAUCUUGGAUCCACCAACAUGCUCAUCAUGAUCCUCGCCUUCAUAGUUUGGAGUCUUCUAUAAAAGAAGCCUUACGCUUUCUGAGUGCAUCAUUUUAAUCGACUUCAUUGGGACGUUUAAAAUGUACUUGCUUUAUACAUGUACGAGGGUUGUCCCAAAAUUUCGUAGACAAGCGUUGUUUUGUAGGAACCCUAUAUCAUACACUAAUGAAACUUCGUAUAUAGAUUAAACCAACACUAUCUAAUAAAUUUAUGGACAAAUAUGGAGUAACUACACAAAUUAUUCCAAUUUAUAAGACACAUUUCAUUGUCUGGUGUAGGUAGGCGGCGCAAUACCCAAGAGUUGCAAUUAAAAUUUGGAACAUUGUAUUUAAAAUCCUACCGAAAAGUAAUUACUUCCCUGUAUUUAUUUCAAUGGAAAUAAAAAUUCUUAAUACUGUUCUCUAAACUACAUUUUCCCAAAUUUUGUUAUUUAUGCUUUGAUAGAUAUGAUUUUUAUAACGUUUUAUAUACAUGAGGUUGAAAUCCUACUUUCUGAAAAAUGGCGGCUGCAUUGGCACAAG